This is a messenger RNA of Durusdinium trenchii, 3842 nucleotides long. NCBI's taxonomy places the organism in Eukaryota, Dinophyceae, Suessiales, Symbiodiniaceae. The record is from the annotation of a GenBank genome assembly.
CCUUUGACCUCGGAUCAGUGCCUUUGACCUCGGGGUGCAGCUGGCAUGGGACGCGGUGCAGCUGGCAUGAGGCACAUGGUGCGUUUCGGUGAGAUCCGGCGAUGAAGAGUCAAUUUCUCCUGAGGUCGCCGGCCUUCAAGGCCUCUCCCAGCUCCCGCUCCACGACGCCUCGCCAACGAGCUUCCCGGCGCGACCGCGGUGUCCAUGGGGCCCGCAGUGCGCGCGGCCAGCCUGGUGGGGUCGAUCAAGCUGGAGGGCGACUGGAGGAGAGAGCCCAGGAGAGCCCGACCCAGAGCCCGGCGCGACCGCGCAGUGCAAAGGCCCAAGCUGUGCGAAAGUCAGAGCUGCAGUGUUUAGAGAUGGUCCUCCGAAGGAGCUGCCCAAGGGAUGCGCAGGUGGCUGGCUACCUGCGGCGAGCGCACAACGUGGAGCCGACCGGGCAGGAGCGGAUUUUCUGCUUCGAGGGGCCCGAUGAGCACAUCCGCCGGGCCUUACUGCUGCAAGAGCCCCCCUGGGUGGAGAACGAGUCGGUGACCUCGCAGAUCUUCCACUUGAAGUGGACUGUCUCGGACAGUGAAGCCGACUACUGUGAGCUGCGAGAAGGAGCGCUCUUCAAUCACUUCCAGAAGAAUCGCGAGCUAACCACCAAAGUGGGCCUUGCCAACAACCUCCGGAGGUUCGCCUGCGAGGAACAGGUGGACAUCGACCGCUUCUUCCCACGCUGCUAUGAUAUGAGCUCAGCCAGUGAUGUGCAGGACUUCGUCCUGGACUUCCGCCGGGGCGCGGCGCUCAACGUGCUACGACAGCAUCUGAGGCUGUCGGCCUGGGCGGCCGAGCGCCAGAGGUUGAUGGAGGUUGCGAAGAUGGACUGGGCCGGCAGCAGCUACAUGUGCAACGUCAACGUCCUGAGGAUCGCCGUCAAGGCCUUGGUGCAUUGGCUCGAGGAUCUGGAUGGAAGCUUUCUGGAGGAGGAAGGUCGUGGUUCGGAGCGCCGAAAGCUCUACAGCGAGGAGUGGGAUGCCUUGGUCUUGUACUCCGAGCUCUCCGAUGCCCAGCUCUGUGGCGACGACGCCGAGGCGGAGCGCAAGCGGGUGCUGCGUGGCUACUCCGCCUCAGGCGCGUGGCAGCCCGGCACCGGCCGGGAAGGCGUCCGCGUGGAGAACCACCAGAAGUGGCCGGAGUUCCGAGAUCACUACUGGGGGGAGGCGCCGGAGCACUUGCGACAGCAGGCGCAAGUGGCACUGGAGCAAUUGGAGGCGCGAUGGCCUCAAUUCAGCGCACAGGGACCCAUGAAUGUUUGGGUGGCCAAGCCGGGGAGCUGUUCGAAGGGCAAAGGGGUGAUUUGCAUGGAUUCGCUACCAGAGGUCCUACAUCACUGCAAGACCGCUGCCAAUCGGAUUGUGCAGAAGUACAUCGAGCGACCCUUGUUGCUCUUCAGUGGCCGCAAGUUCGAUUUGCGACAAUGGGUUUUGGUGCGCUCCUUCCAGCCCCUCAAGGUCCACAUGUUCUCCUCCUGUUACCUGCGCCUCUGCAACGAGCCCUACGACCUCGGGGACUUGGCGAACCGCCAGCGGCAUAUCUCCAACUGGUCGGUGAACAAGUGCGGGAAGCACGUGUCGGACGGAGCCGUCGCCAGUCUUCAGGAAUUUCAAGAAGUUUUGGAGAUGAUCACGGGCAAAAGCAACUACUGGGAGACGGAGCUUAUUCCACAGCUCAAGAGCUGUAUCUUGCAGACGCUCCAGGCGGUGCAGUCCAACAUGGUUCAAAGGCCCGAAAGCUUCGAGGUGUAUGGCUUCGACUUCUUGAUCGGUGAAGAUCUCAAGCCCUGGCUUCUGGAGGUGAACCUGAGCCCCGCCUGCGAGUCUCGGACCCAGUGGAUGUCUGACAUGUUGGAACGUAUGGCGUCCAGGUUGGUGGAACUGCUUCUCCAAGGCCAUUUGUUGGCAGAUGGAAAGGAGCCAGACUGGGUGUGCAUUUGUGAUGAAACUGCGAACGUGAAGGGAGAGGAUCCCAUGAGCUGUUGGUUGGAGAACAAGGAGGACCUCUCCGAAACGUGGGGCCACAAAGAUCUGACUGUGGUGGGGAAAGCCUUGAGCAAGCGCGCGGCCCGGCGCCUGGAUCAAAUCUGGCGCCGCAACGAGGCGCAGAUCGCCCUUGCGCGGACCUUCCGCGGCUGCCGGGUGCGCUGGCGCCUCCGCGCCGCGCGCCAGCGCGCCUGCGCGCACCUCGUGGAACACGCCCGCGCGCGCGCCUGGGCCACGCUGCUGCGCCGCUGCGCCGUAGAACGGCAGCGUCCGCCGGCGGCGCGCCUGGUGGUGUCGCUGGUGCGACGCUUCGCGGCGCAGCGCAGGGUCUGGGCGGCGCGGCGGCGGAAGGAGGCCAUUGGCAUCCAACGGCUUUGGCGUGGUUGGCUGGGCCGCAGGCGGGCCAGCCUGGCGCGGCAGGACCGGGCAGCAACGCGGCUCCAGCGGUGGUGGCGCAGCUCGAAGCUCUUGCGCAUGCUCCGGGCCAAGCGACGGGUGCUGUGCUGGUGGCGGCACGUGCAAGCAAGGCGGAGCCGGGCAGCACGGAGCAUCCAAGCAGCCACGCGAGGCUUUUUGGGAACAAGGCGCUAUUCCUUCCUCCUCCUGCACCUCGUCCAACCCAUUCACCGCCUCACCUAUCUCCUCUCCUGCGCGCGCUGGCGCUGGGCCGCGGCCGCCCUCUCCGGCGCUUCAGCCGUCGUGGCCCUCCAACGCUGCUGGCGCGGACGCCGCGGGCGCGCGCGGGCGCGUGCGCGCCGCGCGCUGCGCGAGGCCUUUGGCCGGUGGAGGAGCCGUGGACGCGCCUACCAAGCCUCUGCUGUGGUCCUGCAACGCCUCUACCGCGGUGCUCGCGGCCGCCGUGUCGCCCGGCGUCGCCAACGCGCGCUGCACGCCCUGCAGCGCGCGUGGCGGGCGCAGCUGCGGACCAAGCGACGGGUGCGAGUGCGGGCGGCCGUGGCACUGCAGCGGAGCUUCCGGGGCUUCCAGUGCCGCAACGGCUUUCGCUUCGCGUGCCACAGCGCACUUUGCAUCCAGAGGGCGUUCAAGGGAUUCCUGGCCAGGCGCCGCCUGCAGAUGCUCCGCCGCUUCGCCACGCUGAAGCAGCGCUGGUUGCGGGAGAUCCCCCAGGCGGAGGAUUGGAACAAACAUGCCGAGGGCGCAGUUGAGGACGCCACGACGCGGAGUUCCACCUUCACGCCCGGCUCGCGCGAGGACAGCGAGACGGGGUCCGCUACGGCCACGGGGUCCGGCACGGCGGACGAGCGGGAGAUCUCCAUUGGACUGGUGGAGGAGCCAAGGUUGCUGGUGAGUGAUCCCUCUGCUGGCCCACCCUGUGAGCCGCCUUGGGCCAUCCGCCAGGUUCGAAGGGAUUACCAUUUCGAGGAUCGACCCGACCAGGCCACGGCGUUGCCCUUGUUGACCCACCUGCAGCACCUGGCGCGGAGCUUUGAUGCCAUCCUGGCCAGCUCGUCGGCCAGGCGUGCUGAAGAAGAAGACGAAGACCCCCCCAGCGACGACGCGGCGCCCUCCACGGGCAGCGCGCUCCGGGCGGCGCGGCAGCUCCGCGUGACGCAAGGCUAUACGAAGCCGACAGUGAGCUCCACUCGAAGGACCACCAAGAGUCCCAAAGUGAAGGGACCACGAAGGGCAAAGCAGGAGGCCGACUUGAAUGCGCUGCUGAUGCGAACGUAUGUGCCGCAGUUGGUGGGGCCGAGGCGCAGAGAGUCACAGCCCUCGCCCUGGCGCUUGUCCAAUAUCGAGCCUGAGCCGUGGCUACUUUGACGGUGGAUUCUGAGAGAAGAGAAGCCUGAGCAGUGG